GAAGUUUGGUGAGCUCGUGUCAAUACUGUAUCUACCAUGCGUCGGUAAUGGAUCGGAAAAAGGAAAAGAGAGAGGGGAAAAAACAGAUGGGAAAUAGAGACUGCGUGAAAUAUUAUGACGCAAACGAAAGUCAGUGAACACUUUUACUUUCUCCAGCAAGCUGCCUUCCAGCCACAGCCAGUGCCUCUCUCCACCCGUUCCACCGUGCCCAAUGUGCCGCCGUCAAGAUGUGGCUAAAGUGAUAUUCUAGUCUUGCUGCAAAUAUUUAUUCUUGAAUGCGAGAGGAAACUUUAACCGUAUUACGACCCACAACGACUGUUUUUCAAUGACUUGGAAAUAUCAAUGAAAGGUAAAGGAAUGUGGUGAGGAAGUGACGAAUGAAAAGGUUACCUCCACUAACGCCUUGUAUCCACCGCGCCUGGAAGGAAUUGGGUGGAGGUUGUGCGGAAGUGAAGACAAUUUGGCGUGGGAAUUAGUCAGAGAAUUUUUUUUGUACACCAUUUUACCAGCGAGUCCUGGACGGUGAGGUUUUCUGUUGUGUUUUCCCUCCGUUCUCAAUGGUCAGUGUGAAGAUGCAGCUAAGGCGUUCAUUCAUAUUGCAGUGAAGUAAUGUCUGCAUCAUUAUAUACAAAUAAUGUGCCAUCCCUCAACCAGUGAAGACAAUGACGAGGUGUGUAGUGCAAGAAGUGGCUGAGGUGCAUUGUGUCAAUAACUAUAGAUGGUAAGACGCAAACCAGGUGCGCUCACGCUGGUGUGUGGAUGAACAGAUGCACCGUCGAUCAAGAGUUAUAGCCAGACAUUUGCUGUUGAGUCCAUGAAAUAAUGACACAAAAGUACAAAGAGAAAUAAUGACGGUGUGAAAGGAUUCGUAACGUUAACGCGGCAAGUUCUGUGCAAGGCAGAUACAACAAGAAGCAAAGGACGCACAGAAGAAACUUGUUGAUGCCGCAUGCCUUGAGGUAACAGCAAGACUUCCAAGUAGGCCUUCUGUCGCAUGUGCGCUCGCUCAAAUCAGCAAAGAUGGGCUUCGGAAUGUCCAAGAGCCGCAAGGGGGGGUGCACAACAAAGUAUGGGACCAGUUGGGAAAGUGAAGGUUUAGAGCCUUGAAAGAAAACACGAGUCAGUUUUAUCCAGAGGGACUUUAAGUCCUUUGGGCUCUCUGUCAGUGAUUGGGCUGCCAGCCAUCACUAUACGUAGUACUAUAAAGUAGUACAUCGAUAGUAGCGUGGGCGAGGUGUGGCCGUGGUAACACAGUCUUCUUCACACGUUAUGGACACUGACUCUGAGUUAUUAGUUGGCAACACCGAGCAGGAAAACAUUGAAUUGGCUGCUGCACCUACACCCCGCGGGAAGGUGGAGACUAAAGAAGAGGCGGGUGCACUGCUAAAAAUAACUGCAUUUAAGGACCUGCCACAAGAAGGUAGAGAAGCAUUUUUCAGAUUUCUGUGUGGAGACAAUUAUCCAGAAAAUAAAGACAUUUGUGAUAUAAAUCCCAAUGCAGAUGAAAUGAACGAGUUUUCAAGAAAGUAUCAGUUUUGGCUUCAGUGUGAACAAGUGGAACAUUAUUCAAGGCUCUUUCAAAAUUGUAUAUGUAGUGAUGAUGAUAGAUUCUCAGAGGUGAAUGAAUGCUUUGAUCCAAAUAGAGAUGGGAAUUUAAAAGAUUUCUUAGACAAAAAGCAGGCAGAUACAGAAAGCACCAAGAAAUUUGCUUCUACGUUGAAGGAGAAGAUAGAGCCCAAAUUAAACAAACAGUAUGAAGAGUUCCAAAAAUAUCUGCAGAAAUUUGGGGAUAAAGUGUAGCUUUAAGCAGAGUCACACACUAACUUUCCCCUAAGGUCACAUUCCUGUUGGUGCUAUUUACAGUACUUAAGUUCUUACAGUGUAAAAUUUGUACUGGUGGAUCAUUUCAUUGUUUUAUGUUGAUGUGAUUUUAUGUAACAGUGGACAAAAUGGAAGAUAUAUACAUGUAUGUGUUGUUAUAUGAUGUAAAAAAAAUACACUUCCAAUAAGCAUAGGCAUCUACAAAAGCAGUGGAGACAAUUGCUUCCUCCCCCCUGCCAUCCUACCACUGAACACCUAUGCCUACCCACAUACCCUGGUGGGAGUUUGUGCUGUAUGUUGAUGACGGAAAAGCGUGUUUGUUGUAGCAUUUGUAAGGUUUGCAGCUAAUAUUUGAGGUUUUAAUGUAAGUUGUAUGACCUGAAGGACAGUAUACUUCCAUCUAUCUAUAUACCAGGCUGUCAGUGCCACACAGCUCACUCAUACACACAGUACUCACACUCCUAACACUGUCAGAGUCUGCACGAUACAUCUGUGAGAGUGUGGUGCUGGUGUGUGUAGUCCGAGUCACCCCAUGUGGGAUUGUCAGCCUGGUUUAUUGAUAGGCAGAAGUAUAUCAACAUUCAUGCCAUACUAGUACUUGAAGUGAAUAGAAUAGAAUAUAGGGAAUUCUCAGUUUACGGCAGCCUCAGAUCACUGUUAGUGCUUAUUUCUGUACAUUCCCAUUUGUUGACUUUUCUUACUGGUUUAUUUCAUUGUUUUUAUUUACUGUAUGUCCUCCAUGUGAUUAUUUUUACAGGUACAGUAAUUAAGUUUUUAUGUCCUAGAUUAUGACUACUGCACUAUGACAUAACAUAAGCAUAGGAGUGUGACAUACAGUAGGUGCUUACUUAGGUUGGUUCCAGUCUACAUUGAAAACCAGUUUACAGUGUGGCAUAGGAACAGAACUCCAUUGUAAUUUGUGAAGCUCCUGUUCUUGGAAGAGAUUGUGAGAAGUUAAUUUGAGAGGAGACAUCAGCUUGGCAGUCUCUGUUGUUUGGUAGCUAGUAAUGUAUCAUCCUUGGUAAGAAUGUGCACAUCCUGUGUAUGUACAAUUUAGGUGAAGACAGGCAAAGUGACAUAUAUGUGCCUUAUUUUUCUUUAUUAGUAUUUACUUGAGAGGUGUGACCUGGGAAAGAUGAACUGUGAAGCCUUCAAUGUCACUGUUAUGCCUGUGACCAUGUGUCUUCAUCUUCCAGUUUUAACUAAGGAGAAUUUUGAAUAUUUCCAAGAAUACAUUCCACCUGUUCCACGUGUGCUUACUUGCCUAAGAAGUUGUUUGGUAGAAAUGAAUGUGCAAGCAUGAUUUAUAAGUGUAAUGAAUUUUAUGGUAUUUGCCAAUCAGAAAAAAAAUAUAUUAAUGUGAUGUAUCAUGAAGCCUUGAAGCAGCAAUCCAUAGUGGCUGAGUGAGAAAUUUUGUGGCACAUUGGGACCCUUGUUACAGGCAUGAUGUUUGUGUGGGACAGAGGAACCUUUGUGCUUUCUUUGUAGCUUGCUGUCACUGAGUGGUUGAGUAUAUAUAUAUAUUUUUUUUUCUCUAAAUUUUUUUUAACACAAGAUACAAUGAGAACUGUGUUUAUCCAGCCCAGUGACUUAUAGAGCAUAAUUUGUUUUGUAAUGAUACCAUUUAUACAUUUGACCUUCAUUGAAAAGUAUUUUCAUCUGAUUAUGUACUAACCCUGCUAACUAAGGAUAUGACUGAGAUAGGUUUACCUCUGCCUUAAUGUAGCUAACCAUGAAGUUUUCAUCAAUAAGAUUAGUUAUUCUUAUCAUUAUUAUCAGUAAACUUGCUAAUGGUGCUGGAGUGAAUAAUACAAGUAUGUGUAUGAGAGUGAGAGUGUGGUGGUUUGUGUGGGCCAUCCUGUGUGGAAUUGCUGGCUUGGUACGUAAUAGAUAGAGAAGCAUCUCUCUUUAUUUUGUUGUGCAUACACAUUUUGUUGCAGAUCUUGUUAUCAGUCUCUUUUUGUGGCAAUCUACUGUCUAAGUUAGUAUCUUGUGACUUCUUUGUUAUUCAAAUAUAGAUGGUUGUUAUAUUUUUUUCUGAAAUUAAGUCAAACAGUUUAUUCCAUUAUUUUUUUAUAUAAUGUUUAUACUUUUAAGGAUUACUACUGAUCAUUUGUGAAAAUUAUAUUAUUUCCCCUUUAUUCCUUAUUUAAAGAAUGUUUACCUCAAUACUUAGCAACCCUUUUGACAAACAGUGAAGCCCUUUAGUGUAUGGAACACAGAACAGAUGCAUGUGCCAGUGCUCAGUGCUGUCUGGUGUGAAUGUAGUUCGUUUGUUGGCUUUAGUUCCAGUAUCAAUGACGAGUGGUGUACCAUAGAAGUUACUAAGUACUUUGGUACUUUUGGCACCUUUCUCUUCAAGAUUGAUUAUGUAUUUUUUUUUUUUUUUUUUUUUUUUUUUUUGGAGCAACUUACUGCAUCACUGUAGUGGACAGUCAUGGAGUCUGGACAAAGCCUUGGACCAGUUCCUUGUUAAUGAUUGAGUGGCACACUGGACAAAUCACAUUAAGUCAAAGUAACAAAAUAAACAGUGAAUAAAAAAAAUUAUAGUAUGUAUUUCCAAAUUAUUUUGAUUAUUUAUGAAGUGUUUUUGAGGAACAUGUCACAGUAUACAGUACAUUACUGAUUAAACUAUGAUUGUUUCAGCAA
Messenger RNA from Portunus trituberculatus (swimming crab), 4470 nucleotides. RefSeq lists its product as uncharacterized. Lineage: Eukaryota; Metazoa; Arthropoda; Malacostraca; Decapoda; Portunidae. The transcript has 6 exons. The record is from RefSeq and is a predicted model, not a curated record. Bases 1270 to 1800 code for a protein of 176 amino acids.